Armigeres subalbatus is the source of this 781-nucleotide messenger RNA. RefSeq names its product NADH dehydrogenase [ubiquinone] 1 alpha subcomplex assembly factor 3. The record is from RefSeq and is a predicted model, not a curated record. Gene Ontology annotation, biological process: mitochondrial respiratory chain complex I assembly. The coding region runs from base 113 to 682 and encodes 189 amino acids. Lineage: Eukaryota; Metazoa; Arthropoda; Insecta; Diptera; Culicidae. Gene Ontology annotation, cellular component: mitochondrial inner membrane. The transcript is spliced from 2 exons.
CUGUCAAAAAUGUUGACAAAAUUUUCAAGCACCGCAGGAUGUUGUAUCGGUCAUAUCUGGAUUAGUUAAUUCAUCAAGGUUUACAUACAAAUAUUUGAUAACUUCUCAGAAAAUGCAGUCGUUAUUGAGGCUUCGAACGGCCUUCAGGUCAACAAUAUCCAAAAGUAUUUGCACCAGCCAUGCGACUCUAUCGGCCUACGAAGGGGAUGGUAGAACGUCGGUGUCUAUCCUGAACAAAGAAGCGGACGCUGGAUUGCUAAUAAACUCCUUUAGCCAGGUCGGAUUUCGCUUGAGCAACGACAUGAAAGUCAUCGGGCCAAUGGCCAUUUUUCCCCGGUCGGUUCUCUCGUGGAACGUUGAAGACCACGACGACAUCAGCGAGGAAAGUUUAAGCUUGUUCACCGCGCUGGAACCGAAGAUUGACAUCCUCAUAGUGGGAAUUGGUGACCAGCAGACGACACCUGCGUUCACGAAGAAGAUUAUCGAAUUUAUGAAGAAGUAUAGGAUAAACGUGGAGGUACUUAGUACGGAGCAAGCGUGCGCCACCUUCAAUUUUCUGAAUGCAGAAGGCCGAGUUGUGGCGGCGGCGCUGAUUCCUCCGGUGACGUUGCGGAUCAAUGAAGAUGAUUUGAUGCGAACGCAUAUUUCCACCAGUAGGCCUUUCCAGUUGGAUGAAAAAUAGGAUAUCAAAUUGAGUCAAUCGUUACAUGUGUAUUCUAUAAUUAGUUGAAAGUAUAUUAAACUAAAAUAUUAAUUAUAUUUUCCUAGCAUCUUGUUAGAA